Molecule: messenger RNA, 669 nt
Organism: Protopterus annectens (West African lungfish)
Lineage: Eukaryota; Metazoa; Chordata; Ceratodontiformes; Protopteridae
Product: C1q-related factor-like
Exons: 2
Coding region: 13-459 (148 amino acids)
Molecular function (GO): protein binding
Source: RefSeq, a predicted model, not a curated record
UUUCAGACAACUAUGAUCCAGCAAAAAGGGCCCUUUGAAACUUGCACUGCAUUUGGAUCAAUUAAUCCAAGAAUUGCUUUCCAUGCCUGCAUAGAAGGAGACAAAACUCCUCCAGAAAUGGCUACAAUAAUGUAUGAUCACGUUCUGGUUAACUAUGGAAAUGGUUACAACAAGCAAACCGGCAUGUUUACUUGUACCAUCCCCGGUGUAUACAUCUUCAACUACUCUCUGCUUCCAAAGACUCAUUCUACUGACACUGUUCUGUGGCUGAUAAAAAAUGGAGACAAAAUGAACUAUAUUCACAGUAUUAGUACUGCAGGGAAUGCCCAAACAGCAUCGCUAAAUGCAGUGCUUCACCUCAGUGCUGGUGAAGCACUGUGGGUACAGUUAGAAAAAGGACAGCCUUGGACUGGGGAUAACUCACUCUGUUUCCAGGGAUAUCAGUUGUUUUCAGACUAAGUACAUUGCAUUGGAUUUUAGUUAUUCAUUUAAUCAUGUGCUGAAGUGAUAGAGGAGAAAAGGUACAUUGUAAUUUUUAAAUUGUAAUGAUUUCUGUUGCUAUUUUUCAAUUUUAAACAGAGUUUUCACUUGUUUUAUGUUCUGCCUUUCUCAUGAGUAGAAGUACAUACACACACAUAAUAUAUAUAUAUAUAUAUAUAUAUAUAUAUA